Molecule: messenger RNA, 3987 nt
Organism: Diabrotica virgifera virgifera (western corn rootworm)
Lineage: Eukaryota; Metazoa; Arthropoda; Insecta; Coleoptera; Chrysomelidae
Exons: 4
Coding region: 1451-3937 (828 amino acids)
Source: RefSeq, a predicted model, not a curated record
GGGUAAACCACUAUUAGAAAUCAUUGUACAUUUUUUGGGUAAUCACCUGGCAAUACAUGGGAAUCAACUUGGGAAUCCAUAGGAAUCACAUGGAAAUCAUGGGAAUCACAUAGAAAUCCAUGGGAAUCACAUAGAAAUCCAUGGGAAUCACAUAGAAAUCCAUGGGAAUCACUUGGAAAUCCAUGGAAAUCAAUGUGGAAAUCCAUAGAAAUAACCUCACUUUUUAAUAUCACUUGUGUUCACACAUGUUUUAGCUGCCUUGUUUUUGUUUAGAUUUUGUGGGUUUUUGAGUGUUUUUAGUGCUAAAAAAUUACAAAACUGGUAAGUAAUACUAAUUCUUGAGUAUGGAAUUUAAAAAAUAUGUGAUUGUACCGACAUUAUCAGCAUCUUUAGCUAAUAAUCUAGUUGAAUUGUUUAGAUUUGUUUGAUUUGCAUCUAUGUAAAUUUAAAGGGUCAAUAUUGCAUUCACUGUAUUUAAAUUUAUUAAUUUGUAUUUAUUAUUAACAAACCCAGCAAACAUUCUGGCUUCUUUGAUUUCCAACCAGGCCCUAUAAAUUUUACAUUUUUAAUGAUAACUAAUUUAUACCUUUCUUGUUAGGACUAGCUGAACUAACAUUACAUAAUAAUUAAAAUAAAAUAAAAUUAUUAUGAACAGUGUAAAAGUUAGAGAGUAUGGCUUAAGUACGUCGUUGCAAUCAAACUGUGCUCGAAUCUGACAGCACUGUUAUAAUGUAUCUAAUAAGAAUAGGUACUAUAUAUACUCCGAGAUAUACUCGUAAAAAGGCAUUGCUUUAUUUAAGAGUUAGAUUUGUUAUUAUUUUCAGGUUACUUACGAUGGAAUAUAUUAAUGGUUUGUUAAAAAGUUUUGAAGCUGAAGUUCCCGCUUAUCUCAAAUCACUUCUUAUAUACAACGGAUUUGAUAAUUUAUAUUCCCUUUCACAGUUUAAUAUUGAUGAAGACAUUGAGAGAAUGGAGUGUUAUGCAAGGGACGUCCUUUCAAAGGUAUUGAAAGGAGAAGAAAAAAAAGCAAUGUUUGGAAUUGUCAGCGAAGAAUGCUCUCUAUUUAAAAUUCCGGAAGGCCAUAAAAAGCUUUUGCGCUUUGUAAAGGAAGAAUCAGAAAAAAAAAUUAAACUGCUAAAACGUCCACUUCUUUGUGAAAGGUCUGAAGGCUGUCCAGCUGAAAAAACUUUCCCCAAAAAGAGAAGAACAGUGACAAAUAAAAGUACAUCUCGAUCUGAGAGUGGUAAUGAAGGCGAUGGUUUUUGUACUCCGAAUGAUGGUUGUGUUUCUCAAGAUGAAGAGCAAGUUAAUUAUGCGAUGCAGCAUGUUUUAAAUAUUAGUCGAAGCUAUAUCGAUAAAUUUUCACGAAAUGAAUUCGACAAAGGCAAAAUUAGUGAAGAACGAUUACAAGAUGUUUUAAAUAAUUCCAAAAACCUUAAAGUCAAAAUGGAUGGUGAAUUUACUGCAAAAAUAUCUUGCCCUUUAUGUACAUAAAGUACAGUUAUGUACACAAAAUAAAUCAGGACACACAAAUAAAUUUGAUGAUGAAAUGAAACGAUUCUGGCUUUAUAUAUUCAUUAGCGCAGGAAGGAUGAGUUAUGAAAUAUUGCACUCAAAUUUAAAAAAUAUACUGCCUUCUGUCACAACUAUUCACAGACAACUAGAAGAAAUGAAUAAUAUAUUAGAGGGUGAAGUGAGAAUUGAAGACUUAAAACUUUAUUUACAAAAGAGAAAUUAUCCACCCAUAAUUUUUAUAUCCGAAGAUCAAACUGCACUCAUCAAAAAAGUCCAAUAUGAUUCAGCUUCAAAUCAAAUGGUUGGCUUUGUAGCACCUUUACAGGAACAGACGAGAUUUCCUCGCAUUAACAAAUUCCCAGUUGAUUCAGUUAGCGACAUUGAAAAUGCUUUUAAGAAUAAAACAUUAGCAAUAAAUGCAUAUAUUUUUAUGGCUCAGCCAUUAGUAGAUGGAUCACCCGCAUUUUGUAUAUCAAUAUUUGGCAGUGAUAAUAGAUUUACCUCAGAAGAUGUUUAUAAACGAUGGCAAUAUCUCAUAAAGGAAGCAGGAAAACAUGGAAUUACAAUUUUGGGCUUUUCAAGCGAUGGUGACACUCGGUGCUUAAAAAGUAUGAAAAUUAUAUCGAAAUUGUCAUUUACUUCAUUGAACCCUUACUCUCCCUAUUUUCAGGCGAAUUACAAUUUAGAAAAUCCAGCAGUUUUUCAAGACACUAUACAUAUAUCAACGAAGCUUAAGACUCGUUUAUUAAAUGAAAAUAUUUCUAUGAAUAUGGGAGGAAAACGAGUAUCUAUUGACAAUAUCCGGUACAUAAUUGAAAACUAUCCUAGAGAUAAACACUUAUUAUGCAAGAGCUUCCUUGAAUCUUCCGACAAAAUGAACUUCAAUGCAAUAGACAAGUUAAGUUCUGAACAUGUCACAAAUAUGCUUAAGGAAGUUCCCAACGCCGAAGCUACAAGGCAAUAUUUAAUACUGACUCGCAACAUAUUGGAUGCAUUCUUGUUAAAAGAAAUUAGUGUUGAAAGACGAGUAUACCUAAUUUGGUAUUCAACUUUUUUCAUGCGUAUUUGGAAAGCCUGGCUAAAAAAAAAUGGUGAAAAUAUCCAAAAGAAUUUUAUCACCACAAAUGCCUAUACAUGCAUAGAAAUAAACGCUCAUGGAAUUAUUUUAGUCAUUGAAAAACUUCGGCAAAAUGGAAUUUCAGAAGCUUUUCUUCCAUGGCUGUAUAGCAGUCAGCCAUGUGAAAAAGUAUUUAGAGAAACUCGGUCCAUGAGUAGCACAUUUUCAACUAUGAUAAAUUAUACACUGCUGGAUGUUUUAAGAAGAUUAAAACGUAUACAAGCUAUGCAUGAGAUAAGCACAGACUUAGGUCCCAAUUUUAGAUUCCCCAGGCAAGAAAACAAACGACUUGGAAAUAAUUCAAGUGUCUUUAAAGUAACUGAGUUUCCAUCAACUGAUGAAAUGAUUAACAUAAUUAAAAAGGCCCAAGAAGACGCACUAUCUGACGCUAAAAAAAUUGGGAUGGAAAUGAACAGGGAUUGUUGUAUAGAAAUUAAUUUACCGACUUGUGACAAUCCGGAAGAGCAAGAAGAGGUGCAGGGAAGUAUAAUUAUCACUGAUACCAUUUCAAAGGAACAUGAGCCAGACCUCGAGCCAGACUUUUCUAAUGAAGACCGGGAGUUUCUUGAAUAUACCUCUACAUUUAAUAAUUAUGACUCUUUACAUUUGAGAGACUAUACGGGUCAAAAGAAAGCACAAAAAUCGUGUCUGUCAGUGACACUUAAAGACAAAAAAACACGAAUUAUAAAAAAAUCUACUCUAAUUUGGUUUUUUCAGGAAAAACAGGGUCGUUUAUCAACCGACAGACUGCUCCGGGUAAAGGGAAUGACAGUUAAAAAUACGCAUAAGGGGUUAUCAAAAAAAAAACAGUUCAGGAAAAAGCCAGGCAAAGGACUUCAACCAGCAGGCAAUAUCAAAAAAAGAAAAAUGUUUCGUCAACCUCAUGAACGAGCUCAUAAAGAUAGUACAUCUGAAUCUCGAUCUGAAUCAGAUGAGAUUAGCUUAGAAAGUGAAACUUUGAGUGAAGAUUUCUCUGACUUAGAAGAUUGCCAUAACGAAAGUACAAAAAUGCCAGUAAUUCAGCUAGAAUCUUAUUAUGCUGUGUUUUAUGAUACACAAUGGUAUCUAGGGCGUGUCAUCAACAGCUACAGCUCAGAAAAGUUUAAAGUGAAAUUUUUACAACAAGACCUGGAUACUUUUAAGUGGCCCAAAAAAGAUGAUAUCCAAGAUGUUCACAAAGAGUUUAUAUUUUAUGGACCAGUUAGUCUAAGCGGAACUGAACCAUUUUCUUUAAAAAGAAAUGAUUUGAUUGCUAUUAAACAGAAAUACAAAACAAUCAAAUCCAUCAAAUCAUUAAAAAAUUAAACAUAUUUUUUUAUGUUAUUUAUUAUGUUAAUAAAGCUACUUUGCUUAAU